AUGGGGAGGUAUUCUCCGUCAAAGUUGAGGAGUAACAUCUCAACCACUGUGGAGACUUUGGAUAGAAUUUACAAUCUAGACUGGUUUAGUAGUGCCUCAAAGAAUGAGUGUACAGCUACAGUAGGGUUAAAGUGGAUCCUUAAUCAGUCUAGAGUAAAAGCUCUAUCUAGGACUAUAAAUCUGCCACAUAAUAAUGAAACUUAUAAGAUUUUCAGAGUCUUGAAAAAGACUUUGAAGGAGGGCGAGGGAUAUGAGCGCCCUAAUGAUGGGACUGUUGUUCAAGUGAAACUUACUGGGAAAUUACAUGAUGGAAUUGUGUUUACUCGAAAGGGCCAUGAUGAUGGGAAGCCAUACGAGUUCAAAAUCAAUGAAGAGCAAGUUAUCGAUGGUCUUGAUCGAGCUGUAAAGAAUAUGAAGAAAGGGGAAGUUGCUUUGGUGACUAUUCACCCCGAGUAUGCUUUUGGCUCAUCUGAUUCGUCACAGGAUUUGGCUGUUGUUCCAGCUAAUUCUGUUGUUUACUAUGAAGUUGAGCUCGUCUCCUUCGUUAAGGGAAAUGAAUCUUGGGAUAUGAACACACAGGAGAAGAUCGAAGCCGCGGGGAAGAAAAAGGAAGAAGGCAAUGCCUUGUUCAAGGCUGGUAAAUAUGAAAGAGCCUCAAAAAGAUAUGAGAAGGCUGUCGGUUUCGUCGAAUAUGAUUCUUCCUUCAGUGAUGAAGAGAAGCAACAAGCAAAGGUGCUGAAAAUCACAUGUAAUCUUAACAAUGCAGCUUGCAAAUUAAAACUCAAAGACUACAAGCAAGCAGAGAAACUUUGCACAAAGGUUUUGGAUCUUGAUAGUAAGAAUGUGAAAGCUCUGUAUAGAAGAGCUCAAGCAUACAUUCAACUGGUUGACUUGGAUUCGGCAGAGAUUGAUAUCAAAAAAGCUCUUGAGAUUGAACCAGACAACAGAGAUGUGAAAAUGGAGUACAAAUUGUUGAAAGAAAAAGUGAGGGAAUACAACAAGAAGGAUGCACAAUUCUACAGCAACAUAUUUGCAAAGAUGAACAAGUUUGAGCAAGUCAAAUCAAAUCAGGGAAAGGAAGAGGCAAUAUCCAUGACCAUUGACAGCAAAGCUUGAUAAUGAUGAUGAAGAUGAUGGUAUAUUCUUAGGAGUUAAUACAAAAUGUGUGUGUGUGGGUUCAUUGAUUGGCAUAUAAUGAAAUGAAAUGAGAGUGGUUUAAUUGUAAUGAGUCAAAGCUUAAGUUUUAGUGUUUAUGCCAAUACUCAUUGUAAU
This is a messenger RNA of Cannabis sativa, 1272 nucleotides long. Its product is annotated as 70 kDa peptidyl-prolyl isomerase-like. The transcript is spliced from 9 exons. The coding region runs from base 1 to 1116 and encodes 371 amino acids. The record is from RefSeq and is a predicted model, not a curated record. Gene Ontology annotation, molecular function: peptidyl-prolyl cis-trans isomerase activity; protein binding. Lineage: Eukaryota; Viridiplantae; Streptophyta; Magnoliopsida; Rosales; Cannabaceae.